AUGGCUUCACGUGAAUACAAAAAUGACUGCAUAAUCUUUGAUGAUAGUUAUGAAGGAUAUUCAGCGAAGAAUUUCACUUUACCAGAACCCUAUGAAAAACAUAUUUCGACCAUUUUGAUUCCUGGAGGAAUGGUUCGGAGUCGUUUGGAAAGAAUGUCUAUUGAUAUAUUGAGUGAUUAUGAGAAAUGUGGUGUAAAAUCUGUCUACAUAAUUUGUAUAUUGAAAGGAGGCUUCAAAUUUGCUUCCGACUUAUUCAAAACAUUACAAAAGUAUUCAUUUACACGUGACAAUUACAUCAAAGUCAGUAUUGAUUUCCUCGCUGCAAGUACAUACGUCGAUGAUUCAGUAGGUCAUGAUACCAACAUCACCCCGUGUACAAAUAUGGAGAAGUUCAGAGAUAAGGAUGUACUGAUUGUGGAAGAUAUGGUUGACACUGGCACAAGUUUAAACGAACUGGAGAGAUUUGUGAGGAAAUACGAACCGAAAUCUGUUUAUUCUGCAUGUUUACUAGUCAAAAGAAUAGCCGAGGUUCCUGGAUAUAAACCAACCUAUGUUGGAUUCGAAGUACCGAAUGUAUUCAUAGUUGGUUAUGGCAUCGACUACAACGAUCAGUUCCGUGAAUUGCCACAUGUGUGUGCAGUGAACGAUGAAGGCAAACGUGAAUUCCUUGGCAAAGGAGGCUUCAAAUUUGCUUCCGACUUAUUCAAAACAUUACAAGAGUAUUCAUUUACACGUGACAAUUACAUCAAAGUCAGUAUUGAUUUCCUCGCUGCAAGUACAUACGUCUUUGAUGAUAGUUAUGAAGGAUAUUCAGCGAAGAAUUUCACUUUACCAGAACCCUAUGAAAAACAUAUUUCGACCAUUUUGAUUCCUGGAGGAAUGAUUGAGAAUCGUUUGGAAAGAAUGUCUAUCGAUAUAUUGAGUGAUUAUGAGAAAUGUGGUGUAAAAUCUGUCUACAUAAUUUGUAUAUUGAAAGGAGGCUUCAAAUUUGCUUCCGACUUAUUCAAAACAUUACAAGAGUAUUCAUUUACACGUGACAAUUACAUCAAAGUCAGUAUUGAUUUCCUCGCUGCAAGUACAUACGUCACAUGUCUACGUGUUUUGAAUUCAUUUUCUUAUUCGUUUGGUUUCACUGAUUUACAAAACGUUCGUGAAGGAGAGAAAGAGAAGCCUACUAGUUCCCAUUUUGCGUUCAACUGCCCAUUUAGCUAA
This is a messenger RNA of Schistosoma rodhaini, 1212 nucleotides long. Lineage: Eukaryota; Metazoa; Platyhelminthes; Trematoda; Strigeidida; Schistosomatidae. The record is from the annotation of a GenBank genome assembly.